AAAUUUGAGCAAACGUAAAUAAAAACCAAAUUGAAUUGGGAAAAAAGAUAUAAACAUGAAUAACGCUAAGAAAAAGAGUAAAAGUGAUCAAAUACCCAAGCCUAUGAGUAUUAAAAAGGAAAAAACCGAGGAGGACCGCACAUUGCAGCCAAUAAGUCAUUAUAUUGAUGAUCGCCUGGAGUUGGUGAAACAAAUCUUUGGCACACUGAAGCCAAAGACUAUAAUGAAUCUAGCGCCGGAGUUUUUAAAGCAAAGCAGCCUGGAUGAGAUAGAGGAGAUGUGCCUCAAUGAGCUGCUGUGCGUUUCCACAAAACGCUUAAAAUCUAUAAUUGAGGAUACACGCUGCCCUACAGAUACAGAAAGCUCAGAUGACUCGGAUGUGGAGCACAAGGAAGAGCACAUUUCGCUGGAGGAGAUCUCCUCUGAUAGCGACAUCGGUGGCAGUGAGACACGUCGUGCUAAGAAAGUGCGUAAAUCCAGCGCUAAAAGAGCCAACGAUAAAACCAAUGAAACUAAGGAACCCGAGGGACAGAUCAGCGUGCUGGAGCUAUUGGAACUGCAGGCCAGAGCACGUGCAAUACGCUCUCAAUUGGCCAUGGAGCCCAUAACCAAAAUUGAGGUCAAGUCCGAUGACGAUAGCGAAGAAGAGCAAGAGAAGCAGCGCAAAGAAAAGUCUAAAGAGAAACGCAGUCACAAGAGCGACAAACGCAAGUCCAGCGAGCAGCAAGCCACAACUAAUGGCACUCAGCGGCAGCAGCAGGAAGCGGCGCCACAGAAGCGCAUAAAGCUUAAGCGCAACUAUCGCAAGACAGCUGAAGAGCAAGCUGAGCCAGUUAAGCAGCCUCCACAGGAGCCGCAGCGCAAAUCAGUUAGCAAAUCGCGCUCAGCUUCGCCAGAUUGUGUGCCCAUAACAGCGGAGACAGAGACUUUGCUUAUAAGCGACAGCACAGAUGAAGAUGAAGCCAAGCAGCAGCAGCAAAAAGAGCAGCCCAAGCAACCAGCAGCUGUGGAGCUGCCGUUGCCAGCGCCAGAGCCAGCUGAAGAAAGCGAACCAGAGGAAGGCGAAGUGCGGGAUGAACCAGAGAUUAGCAGCACAACUGAAGCGCCAGCAACAAUUGAAGCUCUGCCUGCCGAGCCAGAGACAACCGCAGAGCCAGAGACUGCAGUAGAACAGCAGACUAUGCCGGAAGAGCCGCCUGCUGAAAGCGAAUUGCCCAAGCAAUUGGAAGUAGCUGCAGCAGAAGCAAAUGUAAUCUCAUCUGUUAUUGAUGAUGAAGAUCAAAAUGAUGAUGUCAUUUCCAUAGGCGGUGAUCUGGAGCAUGAAAUGAUUGAAGAAAUGUCAAAAGCAACAGAGGAACCAACACCCAAAGUUAAAAGCGAAACUCAGCCGCCGCCGCAGGAGGAGGAAGACAAUGAUGUCAUUUCACUCAACACCAGCGAGGAUGAAAGCGACAAACUGCAAGCAGAAAACUCAGAGUCGUGGCGCACGCGUUACCUCAAAAGCUCCAAGGUUAGUCAGGUCUUGGCCACCUCGCGUCUGGGCAAGCGUGUGCGUGAUAAGUUACGCAAAUCCAAGCGCUCCCAGAAGCACAGCGAGAGCAAAGAAGCUGCCGAGCAGGCUGAGCAGGCGCAACAACUCAGCUCGCAACAUGAGGAUGGCUCAAUGGAACAGUAUCUGGAGCUAAAGCAGCAAAGACUGCGCAAGAGUUCCAACAGCAGCAAGGGCGACAAAUAGGACAA
Molecule: messenger RNA, 1740 nt
Organism: Drosophila busckii
Lineage: Eukaryota; Metazoa; Arthropoda; Insecta; Diptera; Drosophilidae
Product: cilia- and flagella-associated protein 251
Exons: 6
Coding region: 56-1735 (559 amino acids)
Source: RefSeq, a predicted model, not a curated record